AUGUUGAAAUCAAGUUUAUCCUCAAAUAAUAAACCUGAAUUGAAUAAAUCUGGUAUUGAUAUUGAUAAUGAUAAACAAAAGAAUGAAACGGCUGAAGGUAGUACAAAUUCUGGUAAAGAUAAUAGUCAACCUAAUCAACCUAGUCAACCUAGUCAACCUAGUCAACCUAUAUCUAGAUUAACCACUCCAGUUGAUGAAGAUUGGUCAAUCAUUUCAUCAUCUUCAGAUCUUGAUAUUGAUGAUGAACAAUCAACUACUAGUUCCCAAGAUUAUCCUCAAUUAAUAAUUAACAACUCAACCGAUUUAUCUAUUUUAAAAGUACCUGAACAACAUAUACCUCAAACAUCAUCAGAAACUCCUACUACUACUACUACUACUACUAAACAACAUCACCAAGAGAGGAACUCCAAUCUUGAAAAUUCCCAAACUACAAUAUCCACACCAUCAGAAUCAGAAUCAGAUUUGGAAUUGGAAUUGGAAUUGGAAUCAGAUUCAAAUUCUAUUUUAAGUGGUGGGAGCAACAACAACAACAGUAACAACAAUGAUAAUUCUCUUAAUGUUGGUUCUAAGAUCCGGUUUUUCGAAAAUUUAACUCAAUUAAAUGAUUCAAUAAAACAAAAAUCAAAUCAAUUUUAUUAUGAUUUUGCCAAGAUUCAUUUAGAUAAUUAUAUUGAUGAUCAACAAUAUCGACAAGAAGAAGAAGAAGAAGAAGAAGAAGAAGAAGGAUUAGAAGAGAAUUUGGAUGAUACUAUUGAAUUAUUUUCUAAUGUUGAAUCGGUAUCCAAUAAAAAAAAUGCCAAUGAUGUUAUUGAUUCAUCUUUGUCUACAACCAAAAGUAUUCAAGUUAAUGAUUUAAUACUGAAACACGACAACAACAACAACAACAAUAGUACUAUUGUUGUUGUAAACAAAUCAAAACCAAUAUUGGUUCGUGCAGUUCAAAAAUUACAAAUUUUUUUAGAUCAUCAUUCCGAUUAUCUUUAUUAUUACAUGAUGGCAGCCAUAGUACUUGGUAUUAUUCCAGUAAUUUAUAGUGUCAAGUAUAUUUUAGUUCCUAAACAAGUUGUUGAUAAACCCCCCAUGACUACUUUUGAUAAAUUGAAUCAAAUUUGGAAUCAUUUAUUAUAUGAAGAAGAACAAGACAUAAUUACCAAGAAAAGUAUAUUCUUCCUUGGUGGUUAUAGUGGUGGUGGUAGUGGUGGUGGUGGUGUUAGUAGUACUAUUGGAAAGCAUAAAACUAAUAAAUUAAUCAAAUUUAUUAAUACAUUGAAGUAUAAUUUAGAUGAUAAAGUUUUCCCACAAUAUUAUUUUAUGGUUAAUAAAAUGAAUCAUUAUGGUGAUAAAUUUUGGAAACAAUCUCAAGAUUUAGGAUCAUUAAGUUAUAUCAAGUUGAAGUUAUGGAGUGAUCAAAGUAUUGUUAUUUUCAAUAAAUAUUCAAUUAUUGGAUUAAAUAAAUUUGAUCAUUAUAAUCAAAUUGGAUUAAAUAACUUUAUUAAAUAUCGACAAAUGGGGUUGGACAAUUUAAAGAAAUUUUAUAAUAAUGCUGGUAUUUUCAGUAAAAAAUAUCGUCAUAAUAUAAUUAUGGGAUCAUCUCGUAUAUUGGAAAAUAUAAUUUUUCAAAGUAAACAAUUAAAGAGUUUAAUAUCAAAUGUAUUAAAUGUAUCAAAUGUUUUCAAUGUUUUCAAUAAUAAAUCUUUUAAUGAUUUGAAAGAAAUUACUUUCCAACAAUGGAACCAAUUGAUAAAUACUUAUAAUAUUCAAGUUUCUGCUGCUUCUGCUUCUGCUUCUGCUGCUGCUUCUACUGUUGUUUCUACUGCUUCCAAAUUCAAAUCAAGAUUGGAUAAAAAUGCCAUUUAUAUUUAUAAAUUUGGUAAGAACUUGGCCGAUUCUAUUAAAACGGAAUUAGAAUUAACUAGUUCUUAA
Messenger RNA from Candida dubliniensis CD36, 1923 nucleotides. RefSeq lists its product as uncharacterized. The record is from RefSeq and is a predicted model, not a curated record. Bases 1 to 1923 code for a protein of 640 amino acids. NCBI's taxonomy places the organism in Eukaryota, Fungi, Ascomycota, Pichiomycetes, Serinales, Debaryomycetaceae. The transcript has a single exon.